CAUCAAGUUUGACUGAGGUCUGGCCGUCCAUCAAGUUUGACUGAAGUCUGGCCGUCCAUCCAUUCUGCGACGGUCUAUGGCCGCUGAUGUGCUCAGCGUUGUUGGGUUCCUGUUAAUGGUCACGUGUUGUCACCAUGGGGUCAUGCCGACCCGGAAGCUCGUCAAAACUAAACUCUCUGACAUGAAGUACUACCAAGAUGGCGACCUUUUGAUUGGUGGCAUUUUGGCGACAGAAAUGCGGAGAGACGGUGGUAUGUUCUUUGUACCAAACGACUUCUCCUUUCACUUGGUAGAGUCGGUGACCUACGCCAUCAACUUGGUCAACAGGAACAAGUCCAUGUUGCCCAACGUCAAGCUGGGCUUCAUCAUGCUCGAUGACCACUUCGCCACUGACGCGGCCGUCUUGCGGGCCAUCGGGUUCAUGAAACAGCGCAGGUCCAGGCUCAACAAACAGUGCGUCAUGAACGCUGACUCCCGAGACUCCAUUGUCUCUUACGAUGUUGUGGGCGUCAUAGGCUGCUUGCAGAGCAAAACGAGUGAGGCCGCGGGUCUAAUACUGAGCGGGGCCAACGUGCCACUUCUCAGUUUCACAGCGACAUCUCCAGCACUGAGUGACAAAGAAAAGUAUCCCUACUUCCUCCGUGUCAUUCCAGAGUACUCAAUGAAUAUUGAAGCAGUUUUCGAAUUUUUACUGCUGCAGAAUUGGACGUAUAUAUCUGUGAUGUACUCAGACGGAACCUACGGGGAAGGCAUGUACGAAAAACUUCGCGAGAAAACUCGCAAAGACUUCCGCAUUUGUUUAGCUAAAGAAAUGAAAUUUUACACUUACAGCACGCAAGAAAACUACGCUGACGCCAUACAGGAUGUAAAGAUCUUAGGUAAUUCUCGGGUCGUCCUGACCUUCUUAGAAGAGUACUCGGCGCACGCCUUGGUAGCGAGCAUUAUUCAGUCGAAAGAGGCAGGCUGGCUUGUGUGGGUCAUGAACGAGCCAUUCCUAAACCGGGUCUUGGAUUUGUUUAACUACAAUGACUACGAUUCUGUCCGAUUGUUUGUGGGAAGUGUCUACCUAGGCUUCAAGACGUACACCACCGAGGGAUACAACGGGCAUUUGUCCGCACUUCGACCCGACACCCACACCAACCCCUGGUUCAAAAAGUACUGGAUGGAUCUUAACCGCUGUGAGCGACUAGAUAAAGAGUGUCUCAAGCACAAUGUUGAAGAGCUCCAUGGGGCUUACACAUUCCGUUUCGCUUCUGUGGCACAGCGAGCGGUGUUUGCCGUGGCAUUUGGAAUCGACCGUGUUAUCAAGAAGUAUUGCCCGCUUGCAGACAAGAGAGAGCUACCCGAAUGUGUAACUGGCCCGCGUCUCCUGAAGGUAAAACACAAGGCUGCCCCGGUGUAA
This is a messenger RNA of Physella acuta, 1402 nucleotides long. Its product is annotated as metabotropic glutamate receptor 3-like. Gene Ontology annotation, biological process: G protein-coupled receptor signaling pathway. Gene Ontology annotation, molecular function: G protein-coupled receptor activity. Lineage: Eukaryota; Metazoa; Mollusca; Gastropoda; Physidae. The record is from RefSeq and is a predicted model, not a curated record. Gene Ontology annotation, cellular component: membrane.